Molecule: messenger RNA, 3300 nt
Organism: Oldenlandia corymbosa var. corymbosa
Lineage: Eukaryota; Viridiplantae; Streptophyta; Magnoliopsida; Gentianales; Rubiaceae
Source: the annotation of a GenBank genome assembly
CAAUUUGUUCCUUUUCUUCCCUUUUUGGGAUUUUAGACACACACAAAAAGAAAGCAGCAAACUCUUAAAAUAGAUCCAUAAUUCUUGCGAACUGACCGUUUGUAAUCUGCCACACACAUUUUGACCGUUACAAAUAUUCAAAAAAAUGCUCACUUUAUCAUCAUAGGUCACCCAAAACUUUUACUUCUGCCACACCCGAAUAGGAAACAACUUUUAAAGGAACAAACACAAUAGAGAGUGCCAAAAGCAUAAAACAGACUGCUAGCUUCAACUUUACUGCUUACCGUUAAUCUAAUCUACUUUCAACGGCUCAGAUUUAUUCUCAGAUAAGAGAAAACCCUUCCAAAUUACAGUCUUAACCCCGAAAUUUCCCCCCUCUCUCCUCUCAGCUCAACUGUUCAAGCGUCUCCCACCUCUACUCCCAAAUUCUGCUGUCAGCCCAUCAGAGUUCUUGCAGUUUUGCUGCCAAAAAUCCAAACUUUAUUGAAAUUCAAGAAGUUUCAGCAACUGGGUAUCAAGAAUCAAGAUAAAUUAGGGCAUGUUUGGAUCUUUUAGGAAGUAAAUUCCGAGGUAGAAUGCCAGUGUCCACAAGGUCUCAAGUUGUCGUUCACCAAUUACAGGAUGACUCAUGUCAAGAACAAAGAAAGAGAGAGAUAAAAGAUCAAGAAGAGUCACAAAUGGUUAAUUUAGGUAGGAAUCCACAUCAUGGGCUUAAAGAGAAGAUGAGGGCACUGACCGUUUUGUAUGAACAGCAGAAGCAAGCCUCAAAUCCUGUCAAGAACCCUACUUCAAAGCAUGAAGAGCCAAGAUUCUCAACCCAUCCCAGCGUGGACCUUCUCGAUUCUAAGAGGAAAAAUGAGAAAGAGCUCGAAGAAUCAAAGCCCAUUUGCCAUGUGAUGAGGGAAAAUGUUAUGCCUAAUUCAACUCUGACGAGGAAUUUUGUGAUGCCACAGCCUUGUGAUGCGGAGGAUGCGAAAGAGAAUGUGGCUUUAGGGGCUGGAAAUGAUCAAAUUGUGGGACUUUCCCGUCCAAGAAAUGUAAAUAUUUCUCGUACUGUAGCAAGAAAGUUGUCUAUGGGAGGAAAUGUGGUGCCACAUUCAGAACCCAGAGGGGUUAAAAGGGGAAAUGAGCAUGAUUUGGAGACUGCUUCAGAGAAACAGGAAAAUGAUGGAAAUGGAAGCAGAAUUCUUGUUUUUGUGAGGUUAAGGCCAAUGGCAAAGAAGGAAAAGGAAGCUGGAUCAAGGUGUUGUGUUAGAAUUGUGAAUAAAAGGGAUGUUUUUCUCACAGAAUUUGCCUCUGAGAAUGAUUAUCUUAGGUUAAAAAGGGUUAGGGGAAGGCACUUUACUUUUGAUUCCGCGUUUCCAGACUCCACAACUCAGCUGGAAGUGUAUUCCACAACAACAGCGGAGCUUGUGGAAGCAGUCUUGCAGGGGAAAAAUGGAUCUGUUUUUUGCUAUGGUGCCACUGGAGCAGGAAAGACACAUACAAUGCUAGGUACAGUAGAGAAUCCAGGUGUAAUGGUCUUGGCAAUUAAAGAUCUCUUUAACAAGAUAAGGCAGCGAAGCUUUGAAGGGAACCAUGUUGUUCAGCUGUCCUAUCUAGAGGUUUACAAUGAAACAGUUCGAGAUUUGCUUUCUCCUGGACGGCCUUUGGUCCUUCGUGAGGAUAAACAUGGUAUAGUGGCUGCUGGUCUCACCCAAUAUAGAGCAUACUCCACAGAUGAGGUAAUGGCAUUACUUCAGCAAGGGAAUCGCAACCGAACAACCGAACCCACACGAGCCAAUGAAACUUCAUCGCGAUCUCAUGCCAUUCUGCAGGUAAUUUCCUUGCAAAUUUCUAUUUCGCUUGUGUGCUACAUCACCUUCUUGAUUGUUUCAUUCCUUUUGUGCCAUACUCAGGUUCUGGUUGAAUAUAAAGUAAAAGAUGCAUCCAACAUGGUUGUCCAACGAGUUGGAAAACUUUCACUUAUUGAUCUUGCUGGUUCUGAAAGAGCUCUAGCUACUGACCAGAGGACACUUAGAUCCCUUGAAGGUGCCAACAUAAACAGGUCACUACUUGCUUUAAGCAGCUGUAUCAAUGCCCUGGUUGAGGGGAAGAAGCAUAUCCCAUAUCGAAAUUCCAAGCUUACCCAGUUGCUCAAGGACUCUCUUGGUGGUGCUUGUAAUACAGUGAUGAUUGCAAAUAUCAGCCCAAGCAACCUCUCAUUCGGUGAAACACAAAACACUCUUCACUGGGCUGAUCGGGCUAAAGAAAUUCGAACAAAGACUUGUGAUGCAAAUGAAGUUCAAAUACCAGAUUCAGAAACAGAUCAGACAAAGUUGUUAUUGGAGUUGCAGAAAGAGAACAGAGAGUUGCGAAUGCAAUUGGCUCGCCAACAGCAAAAGCUUUUAACUGUCCAAGCACAAACAUUGGCAGCAAAUUCUUCACCUACCCCUUCCACAACCUCCUCUCUCUUAUCUCCAGCACCAGCUUCCGCUCAACCUCAUGAGAAACGAAAACCAAGACCCUCUUUCUUGGGUGGCAAUUGUUUUACCCCAGAAUCCAAGAAAAAAGGAGCAGAUGUAACUGUUCUACUCAGGAAGACUGUUAAAGAAUUGGAGGCGGAGAUUGGAAGAUUGAAGAAAGAUCAUGCUCUUCAAAUAAAACAGAAAGAUGAUUUUAUCCGUCAGCUUUCACAGAAAGGUUCCAAAUUACCUGGAACAGGAGGGGAAGGUGGGAGAAGAAUUGUCACAAGAGCUAGUGCGCGGCCAAAGCAACAACCACCACAGGGUGAGUUAAAGAGUCCAAGUCAUCGCUUUUUGUCUCCAGCUCCUACGGCAAAGAAGCGGAGCUUUUGGGACAUAGCAAUGAAUAGCCCAUCAGUAGCUACAUUAAACGGAAGAAAGACAAGAAGCCAUGUCAGUUCUGAAGCUACUACAGCAGCACCAUCCAUGCUUCUCCAGCCUGGUUUCGCUCGACAAAGACCUUGAAAGUGUGAAACGGUAGGACUCCAUCAAGAAGAAGAAAAGUUAGUGAAAAACAUAGAUUGUGGAGAUCUCUGCACUCUUCCUUUCCUCAUAGGAGAUAUAUAUGUGUACUAAAGUUGGUGGUGUGAAAGUUACAGUGUUUGAGAUGCAUAGGGUUUUUGUUCAUGUGAUCAUUGAUCUGCCUGUUUUUUGGGCAGAAUGAUCAUGUAGGUUUUCCUAUUUCUUUCUUUUUGUAAUUUCAUAAUCUUCUGUGUUAAUUCAUACUUGAGAUCAGCAGUUUGUGCUUAGGUACAUAUUGUUUAUUGUGCUAACCCUUCUAAGUUCUACUUCUAAC